UAUCAUUAAAUAUCAAAGUUACAAAAUUACUUUGAUAUAUUCACAAAAAACUUAAUUAUUUAAUACCAAUCAUGAGUGAUGAAGAAUUACCUUCUGGUUGGGAAAAGCGUUUAAGCCGCUCAACGGGUCAACACUAUUACUUAAAUGUUUAUACUAAGGAAAGCCAGUGGGAUAGACCAGAUAAACCAGCUGAUCCAACAUCAACUGGUAAUGGUAAAGAUGAAGGACCAGGACCAGAUGAAGUACAAUGUUCUCACAUACUUGUUAAACAUUCUGGUUCUCGUCGUCCGUCAUCUUGGCGUGAACAAAAUGUUACCAGAUCUAAAGUAGAAGCUUUAGAAUUAAUUAAAUCUUACAGAGAACAAAUUGUUUCUGGAGAAGCAACAUUUGGAUCUCUAGCCUCAAAAUACAGUGAUUGCAGCUCGGCUAAACGUAAUGGUGAUUUAGGUUCAUUUAAUCGUGGUACAAUGCAAAAACCAUUUGAAGAAGCUGCCUUUGCCCUUAAAUUAGGGGAAAUUUCUCAACCUAUUGAUACUGAUAGUGGAGUUCAUAUUAUACAUCGGAUUGCUUGAAUAUCAAAUUGAUUACCUAGUUGAUAAUAAUCAUUUCAAAAUGAAUGAAUUGUGUAAGAGUAAAUUAAAUAUCAUCUGCAUCAUUCGUUUGGCAGAUGAAGAAAAAUUUAAGUAUGAAAUGAACAAGCAACAACAAAUCAAUAGUUACAUCAAUAUCUGAAAGCACGCGCUGAUAAUUUUACAUAAGUUAAAAUUAACACACGGCACAAUAAAUGCUGAAUUUGACU
Ceratosolen solmsi marchali is the source of this 799-nucleotide messenger RNA. Its product is annotated as peptidyl-prolyl cis-trans isomerase NIMA-interacting 1. The transcript is spliced from 4 exons. Gene Ontology annotation, cellular component: cytosol; nucleus. Gene Ontology annotation, molecular function: protein binding; peptidyl-prolyl cis-trans isomerase activity. NCBI's taxonomy places the organism in Eukaryota, Metazoa, Arthropoda, Insecta, Hymenoptera, Agaonidae. The record is from RefSeq and is a predicted model, not a curated record. The coding region runs from base 72 to 572 and encodes 166 amino acids.